CAUCAUGGGCAACUUGAAUGCAAGUUAGGUUAUUUUUAAACGCGCACACACCCAAAGCUGAUAAGAGACCAUAUAAAAGUUAAGGCUGCACAAACAUGGUACGAAUAAAACAGAUGGUGUUCUUCCCUCCUCUCCUUCAGCAUGGUGGUACUCCUCCGUGCACCAACGUCUCCUUCUAUCUCCCCCUCUCACUUCUUCCACCGGCCCAGGAAUCGAUCUCCGCAGGAUCGAUAAGUUGGCAUGAAUAUUCCCUGCCUGCCGAGAGUCUAGUUGGGGAGAGUAGGAGGCUGAGGCUCAGGCGCAGGCAGUGGAGAGGACGGGAAGGACGGGGACGGAGACAGGAGCAAGGAAAAAGGAGCCCGAGCAAGGGAAUGGGAAGACGGGGCUGGAGCAGCGCUGCGCCGGACUGGACAGCAAUCUGGACAUAUGUUUUUCUGUCUGUCUGUCUGUCUUCCUGCCUGUCUGUCUGUCCCCCGGUAUUAUGUGGGAACCCCCGAUCUCUCAUUCAUUCGACCCGGCUCCCCUCCAGGAUUGCAGCGAUCUGCCACUACAGGCUGGCCGCAACAUUUGAGGCAAGCGAGAGGACACGCUACUACUCACACAUCACCAGCCCUCCCCCGCACACCCUCCCUUCCUCCCUCCUGCCUCCCUCCCUCCCACCCACCCUCCAUCUCCCUCGUUUUCACUACCGCUGCAAAAGGGAUGAAGUCCGGAGAAAAGAAUCCAAGGAUCAGGAGCAAUUAAGUUAUCUGGAUCAUUAUCAUUUAGAUGCAGGAACUUCGAGCUGCAGUUUGCAAGCUGUCAGACCACUAUAAGGAUAUUCAAGGUGUGCACAGGUCACAAGCAAAAUCACAUCUGCCUCCCCCCUCAGCAUCCCUCUCCAUUCUCAGCGCCUACGUGUUACAUGCUGUCAAUUACGACAGCAUCAGUCAACGCCGGCCGCUUACACACCAGAUUAUUGUCAAUAUAGAUUUUUAAAUAGAAAAAUCUAUACUUUAAAUAUUGCAUUCAACAAGGCCAGAUCAAUAAGAACGAGCUUGCUCCUGUUGGGCCUCAGAUCCUGCCUCACCCAUCCCACAGGACUGCAUGUAGCCUAUCUGCAGGUGAUUAGGUCUCUUCCAACUGGGACUUCUGGGUAAAUUUACCUUUCAUCACUUCGCAUUCACUCAGUCAUCAGCAGACACACUAAUUGUCAAGAAAUGUGCAGCCGUGCACUAAUAUGGCCUCUUCUAAAUUAUGAAAAAUGCCUCCUCCCCUGUUGUAGACAACCUGGUUUUAUUGUCCUUCUCCCUCUGCUUCACACAUGACAGAUGACAUCCGCAGGUCCAAUGAAGAGGAGGGGAGGAGAGGGAGAGGGGAGCAAAGAGGACAAGAGGAAAUGGUAAGGAGUGAGGAGGUGAGGCAAGAAGGGGAGAGAGGAGAAAAGAAAAAGAAGGGGAAAGGAGAAGUGACUAGUUGUCCUUCAAAGACCCCCUUCUCUCCACAAAGGGAGCCGUGCGCGCCCCCUUUCCCUCCUCCCUGCACUCCUUCCAGACAAAAGCAAUUAUUUCUUGUAGAAUGUGGUGUGGUUGUGCGCGUCUGUGGAAGAGAGGGAUGGAGGGAGGGCGUGUGAGAUUGAAGGAGAGGAAAAUAAGACGGUGUUGGAGGGGUGAGGCCGAGGAGGGGGUGCUAACAUCAUCCACCCGUUUGUCCUCCACACACUGUUCUUCACCAAACUCUUCAUUUUCCUCCACCUGACAUGGAAAACUGUCAGCAACACACACACACACACACACGCGCACACACACACACACACACGUGCACGUACACACCAGCAUCAGGUAUGCGUGGCGUUCGGAUCUCAUUAUCCACCAGCACAAACUUUAAAGGGAGAAACAAACUCUCCCCAUCAGCUGAAUUCUGAUUUCUCACCCAAUUAAAAUAUUUUCUGUCAUCAUCUUCGGCGCUUUCUACCUUCUGACAAGUAAAACCCUCAGAACAAAUGCUGACCAUGUCCACCCAGAGUCUGUCUCACUCUGUCCAUCUGUCUGUCUCAGCCUAAAUCCAGCUGACUGCCCCCCCCCCCCCCCCCGGUGUGUUUUCUGCGUGGUGCCUUCAGGGCCCCCGCAGCGAGUCAGUCCCUGCAGUUUCAGUCCCCCGAGACCUGGAGGGAGACCUCCCCCAGGGGCUCCGCCCGAGCCUAUGACCCUCGCUGGAUAGCUCCCACUGCAGGUUCAUGGUCCUGAUUGUCCCCCUCCCUCCCCAUCAGGACAUAAAACUGCCUCCAUUGUUUUCUAUUCUAUGUUUUCACACUUUUAUUCUGAAAAAUGUGGAUAUUAUUGGAUGAAUAACGUGGAUUAUUAUAUUUUCAAUCACAUAAAAGACUUCUAAAAACAACAUUUUCUUUCUUCUGUUCCAUAAACUCCUCUUUCUACCUUUAGAAGUUACAAAUUUGACCAUUUUAUGCUUUUGGCCUGAACUUCUGACCUUUUGACAUUCUGUUUGCAUAAAAAUCAUUUACUGGUAAUCCUGCAUGGUGUUUUUUUUUUAUUUUACCAUAAGUGAAAGCAUAUUUAUUUAGUCCUUCCGUUAAAAGAAAUCAAAAAUAAAGAUGUCUCUGUGGAAGUGGACACUCUUUGUGUUUAGAUUUAAUUGAAGAAUGCAUUUUCAGAGGAAACAAAUGCUUAUUAAUGUGCUGACCAUGAACUUAAAAAUCUGUAUUGUGAUUAUUUUUUUAAAGAAAAAAAAACGUUUUUGCAGAUGCUUGAACCAUGCUCACUAUCAACAAAAACAUUGAAAGCAAUUUGCUCAACAUGUUUUCUGUGUCAUGUGUUGUAGGUCAGGAUGUAGGAUGAAAUAUUUAUCCAAUCAGAAGGAGUCAAAAGUAUCCUUAGGCAACACAUUAGUCACAACGCGGGCCAUCCAUUAGUCAUUUUGUUUAUUGCACUCUUGGUAAUUGCCUGUUUUUCAUUUUGAAUGAUGGAUUUGACUCUUUUAAAACAGUAUUUGAAUACAGAACGUGUCUUUUACUGCAGAAGGACAGACAGCUGGAAAUAAACACACGAGUGAUU
Nothobranchius furzeri (turquoise killifish) is the source of this 3050-nucleotide messenger RNA. RefSeq lists its product as uncharacterized. The record is from RefSeq and is a predicted model, not a curated record. Lineage: Eukaryota; Metazoa; Chordata; Actinopteri; Cyprinodontiformes; Nothobranchiidae.